GAAAAAAUGCCCCCACCAAGAUGGCCCCGCGAAGGCACGUCGCUUAGCAUGGCUGCUGCAUCGAGCUAAUUCUAUGUUACAAGGCAACGAGAAACAGCUUGAAAUCAAGUCGAGUAUUUGCGGCCGCUAUUGCAGCAAAACAUCCAACAUGUUGAAGAGGUUGGUGAAUGAGCGACUAACUGCGGCAGCUGAGGAAAUAUUCGCGCUGUUUGAAAGAACGAUAGCGUCGUACGAGGAGGAACUUUCCAGAACAAAAGAGGAGAACGAGCAACAAAGACAACAACUGGAAGCUGUUAGCAAGACUCCCAUUGUCUCACAUACUGAAGACGUCCUGCAUGAAGAACGUCCCCCUUUACCGCAGGGAGGGAGCUCCACGUUAAAGCAGAAGGAUCCAAAGCCCGCCCACAUUAAAGAGGAAGAGGAUGAACUCUGGAUCACUCAGGAAGGCGAAUAUUACACUAAGUUGGAGGAAGAUGGUCUUCCCUUAUUGCCACUGACUGUGGUCUCUGUGAAGACUGAAGACCAUGAAGACACACCGGCAGACAACCUCUUAGCUCCACUAUCAGACUGUGACGACACAUGGUCACACUUUCCUGAGGAUGCAGACAGGGACAACACCCAAGAAGCUUUGAGCAGUGAUGCAGGCUGUGAAGGUGUCCAAAACCUGAUAAGUCGUCAAGAAGAACCGCAGAGAGGUAGCAUCACUUUGGAGAAUAAGGAUCCACAGUCCCCCCACAUUAAAAAGGAGGAGGAGGAGGAGGAACGCUGGAUCAGUCAGGAGGGAGAGUGUGUUGCCAGGCAGGAGGAGGCUGAUCUCAGCAAGUUGCCACUGACUGUUGUCUCUGUGAAGAUUAAAGAUGACGAAGAUGAACCCCAAGAAGACUUCUUAGCUCCACUAUCAGACAGCAAUGACACGUCACACUCUCCUGAGGCUAAAGACAGAGACGACACCCAUGAACCUUUAGACAGCGAUACAGACUGUGAAGGUGAUAUGAGGACUCAAACUGACAACAAGCCCUCGGAAGUCCCUGAAAAGAAGACCGGUAAAAAAUGUUUGACCUGCCCGGUUUGUGCAAAAAGCUUUUCUGACAAGCGAUAUUUUCCUCUGCACAUGAGAACGCACACUGGAGAAAAACCCUUCGCUUGUUCAAUCUGCGAUAAAAGAUUCUCUCAAAAUUCACAUUUGUUAUCACACGUGAGAACGCACACUGGGGAAAAACCUUUUAGUUGCCCAGUUUGUGACGAGAGGUUCUCUAAAAAGUCCAAUAUUGUAAAUCACAUGAGAACGCACACGGGAGAAAAACCUUUUUCUUGUUCAGUGUGCGACGCCAAAUUUGCUAAGAGGUUCACUUUGAAGAGGCACAUGACGACGCACACGCGAGAAAAACCCUUUAGUUGUUCAGUUUGUGGCGAGGGUUUCGCUGUAGAAAUGUCUCUGAGUAGACACCAAAGAACACACACGGUAGAAAAACCUUUUUGUUGUCCAGUUUGUGAUAAAAGAUUUUCUCAUAAGUCAAAUAUGAACGCACACAUGAGAACCCAUACAGGAGAAAAAGCCUUUAAUUGCUCAGUUUGUGGUAAAAACUAUUCUUAUAGGGCAAGCUUGUCGAUACACAUGCGGAAACACAAAGGAGAAUAAAUAUUUUCUUGUACAGUUCUAAGAGCAGAGCCGACAACUUUUCUGGACUAUGUUGGAGACUUCCGGCACUUGCUUUUGGUUUCCAACAUCCUGACUCAAGGUAAAAAUCAGGUUCCUUUGGAUAUAAAGUACCCAGAUUUUUCAACCAAAUUAUGAAAAGAGUGGGAUUUAAUGAAUCGGUUGUCAAUGUUUUACAUGUUCCUUGUACCUCAACCUCAAAAAGCACAAGAAUUCAACAAAAAUUCAAGUACUGUUUUGAAUGAUUACUUGUUUUAAUAUCAUACAGACACUGGAUGACAGUAAAAGCACGCACUCUGAGCUCAGUGUCAAAUUACUGGACUGUUUUUGUUAAACUAAUAAACGUAAACAAUAUUCUAAUAUCAGAAAGAAAAACACCACUAAAGGUUUCCUUAUUGUCCACAAGUGUCAGGUUCAAACACUGAUGACAUCUAUUAAUCAGACAAGAAGCAAGGAAUCAUGCAGAGACAAGAGUUCAAUUUAUCUCAUGAGGAGAACGCAUGGAGCUGCACACUUAGUCACAGUCUCGCCCUACGCUCUAAGGUACAGCUCCCGCGUCCCUCUAUUUAUUCAGGAGUUCCACAGUCAACAUCACUGAGGCCACCUCUAAAAGGAGUGGUCACAUACAUCAUGCAAAGCAGGUCCAGUACGCACAAUACGUGACGGAAUGUGCUGGGGGCCUUGUGAUUGCCUUGUCUCUGCUUCGUCUGCGUGCUGUCAUCUUAUCUUCGUUGAGGUCCUUGAAGUCCAUGGCUGUUAGCGGGCUAAAACAAAGAUAACAUCUGCGGCUGAGGCCACCCCUCAGACAAGAAGUUUUGUCCUUGCACAGAUCCAAAAGUCUAACUUGAGCACAAUAGCUAAUAACUAUAGCGACGGACUUUAAACAUACUAAAGUUGUGUGAUAAUAUAUAUACAUGAUUAUUCUAACAACAGGUUGCAGACAUUCUUUGUGUAUGUUUUACGCUUAAUGUCUUUGUCCGUCCUAAACAUUCAUCUAUGUACCAACACGUUUGUCUCUGCACGUCAACAGCAUUGGUGAACGGUUGAGAGCGAUCAUUUGUGCUAAUUUCUGUUGGCCAAUGAUAGGCGAUGAAUUAUUAUCAUCACACAUCAACAUCUCUGUCAUGUAAAUUGCUCGGACAGCAUUGGAACCCUCAAGUUGCUGGCACGGCCACUCUACCGACCGAGCUAUACCGC
Entelurus aequoreus (snake pipefish) is the source of this 2854-nucleotide messenger RNA. RefSeq names its product zinc finger protein 771-like. Gene Ontology annotation, molecular function: RNA polymerase II cis-regulatory region sequence-specific DNA binding; DNA-binding transcription factor activity, RNA polymerase II-specific. NCBI's taxonomy places the organism in Eukaryota, Metazoa, Chordata, Actinopteri, Syngnathiformes, Syngnathidae. The coding region runs from base 74 to 1639 and encodes 521 amino acids. The transcript is spliced from 3 exons. The record is from RefSeq and is a predicted model, not a curated record. Gene Ontology annotation, biological process: regulation of transcription by RNA polymerase II.